AGAGAGGGAGGAGGAGAAAGAAUAAGGAGAAGAAGGGAAGCUGCUAGAAAGAGUGCUGGAGAAAACAUAGGACAGAGAGAGGGGAGUGCCUGCGUUUGCAGCGGAUUAAAAACUGCGCAAUUUCCACACGCGUACCUCAACAUAAAAAUGCAUCUCAUAAGUGGACAUAAGGGACUCGCGCCGUGGCACCAUUUUUGGCAAAAUCCUCGCUUUGCCAAAGAAGAGAGAAGUCGUGAGAUAUGUGCACGCUGUUUUGGAGGGAAUACUCUGGAAUAAUGCGCGCUGAUGUUUGUCACAUCAUCUCAUUUUACAGUGGUUUCAUAUAGCAUCUGCAAGGACAGUCCACAUCCACGCCGAAUUUUAAAAUGUGCACGAGCGCGUUUUCAAUGUGCAGAUUAGUGACAUCAUGAAGGUGCUGGCGGAUCCAGGUCUGCUGCGUUAAUUCAACGCGCGGGAGAGGAAAGAAACUGCGUAGUAGCUUUUGAUUUUUUUUUUUUUAAUACAAUGAGGACAUGCGAGAAGAAGCCACCUCCCAGUCUGACCCUCCGUGCUUUAGCAGAUGUUGGUUCACCGUGGCUGAGAUUUGGUUGGCCAACAUGAGUGGCACUCAGGAAGACUCAAGGACUCACAGGUACACCGGAACGCCCACACUGCUUUCUCUCAACCAAUUGGAGAGGAUCGUCAAAACACGCUUUUAUAAGUGGAUGGAUAGUAUGGAUAGAUGCUACCCGAACAGCUCCAUGCCUGAAGUGGAGGGGGGAAGACAAGAGCUCCUCCUCCCCCCAACUCACUCACACACUGCUCCGGAGAGAACAAGCAUGAGAAGGAAGAAGAGAGAGACGGAUAGGGAAGGCAUCAGGAAGAGGAAGAGUGGAGAGAGCAGCUUCACAGCUCUGUGAAGGACGUGGUCCCUGCAGUCGAGAGCAGAUUGACUGGAGGCAUGUGAAUUACAGAAGACAGGCAACGAGUGUAACAUCUUUCAUCUGUCUGGGCUCACAUUCCCUCACUCUCUCAGAUCCUGUCUAACUUUUGGGAUCCAGGACUGGAGGAGACGCAGUUGGUCUCGCGGGACCAGAUUUACGACUAGAGUGAUCCACAACCACAGAGUCAGCAGAGAUGAUCAACCAAUGGUGCUAAACCCUGCAGACGAUUGAAAGGUGGUGCUAGAUGCUGAUUUGACAGUUGUCAGGAGUACCAGAAAACAGCUUCUCCUUCAUUUUGGUGAGUGACCCUCUCUGUUGUGCAGUGGAGGGCUUCACACUCACAGCUAGUGUGGCUGAAUGCAUCACACAGCAGAAAAGUUCGGUGGGUGCAGCACACGGGACCCGUUUCCUCUGGACGGACUCAACCGGAGACCAUGGGCUUCCGUGGGCAGCCGCCCCUGGCUACCUCCCUCCAGGUGCUUACCUGGUGUCAAUCAACACCAAUUAUUCCCCCAUCUCCCACCCAGUCAUAUGCCUGGGCUAAACCAUCCUAGUAAAUUCUUAAAUAAUGGUCCCUUACCUCAAGGGGAUAAGCAGGACCUGUCUCAGGCUUUUAUGCCAGGAUUACAAAGAGUGCCCCCAGCACCUCCCAGGCCUUGGGAACCAACAAGAACUGGUCAAGGAUAUGAACCAUUGCCUGGUGAUGAACACAACUGUCUGCACAGUGGCUACAAUGCAGGGCCUCCUGCACACCUCACUGUACGAGCCAAUCAGCUACUGAAGUAUGGUGCUCCUCAGCAUGGCUCCCGUCCAAUGCCUCCAUUACCUGAUCUAUGGACUCAACCUCAGACUCUGCAGCAACCUAAGGGACCUCACUCUCAAGCUGGGCAGUUAAAACGGCCAGGGCCCCCUCUGGGAGAGCACUCCGUUAUCCAGCACACCCCUGAUCCAUCUCUUCAUCGGCUCAUGGAGGUCUGUCCCAGCCCUAGCAAGAGAAAGAAGAGCUCUGGGUCUGAGCAGCAGAUUCCUCAUCCAGCCAUGCAGCGCAUAACUGGGCCACCUGUAAAUUUGAAUCAGCAGUCGUGCUCUCACUACCCCCUACCCAAAACUGGCUUUUGGAACCCAUUGCACAAAGGAGGAGGACCCUGGAACCCAGCUGAAUGCAAAAGUGGGCCCAUCGAUUUCCAAGAUUGCGCUAAGCCACGAAUUGGAAGUUUCCCCUACAAACCACCUCCCUUGAAUUCCUCAACCAUGUCUCCACCCACCAUUCCCCCUACAAGAGGUUAUGUACAGAGCAGAGUUCCUCCACCACAAUCCCACAAGGCCACUCUAUCACCACAGUCUCUGGGACCACCAGCACCCAGCCCUCACAUCCAACAUCCUACAUUCCCCUACCCCAACAACAGACCUUCAGUUCAAGGGGAACCACAGGGUACUACUCCACAAAGAGGACACGAUUCUGGAGUGAGUUCUUUGGAUAACCAGGCUCCACCACCUACAUUCUCCUUAUCAAUGCGGCCAGAUAGAGAGCGCCCAGCACCCUCACCAGCAAACCACACCACUGUGCCUUACAGUCACCCCCAGUUCCAGCCUCACCCUGGACUGGUCCAUUCCACCAGCCCAUCGGCCACAGUACCUCAGCACAACCCCCACAAACCCUGGAAGAACCAGGUGACACACAGACAGCAUGCAGAGUCACGUGACUAUUCAGGCACAGGGGAUUCUCAGGUUACCCCUAGCCUUUCCCAGGCACAGAAUAGGGUUGGUGGAGAUAAACAGAGUCCAAAGACCCCCCAACGUGUGAGCCCUCCUCAGGCCCCUGCUCGAGCACCUGUGAUUACCCCAAAUCUGGAAACAUCCCAUCCACCUCGUUCCCUUAAACUUUAUACCAAUGAUGGAAGCAUCCCUAGAAUUGGCUCCGCACCCCCCACCACCUGCUCCAACCCAAAAUCCCUAAGCAGUUGGAGACCCACUGACUCUUCAGUGCUAAUCUCAAACCCAAACCAUGUAUCCAUGAUUGAACCACAUCCAGGGUAUCAGGGCAUCCACCCUGGUGUUGGAACACAUUCAUACCCACACAGAAUGGCACAGUCUCAGCUUCAGCCGUCCACUGUACCCCACACUGGACAAGGUAUACCUAACUACACCCCAGUUUCCUCUGCUCCUUCCACCCUAAACACAGGGCUUCUGAGAUCAGGAGAGAGUGUCAUCACCAGCAAUACCUCAAACACUCUCCCACAGACAGUCAAUUCAUCCUUGCAUCACCCUCAAGCUCCAGUACACUUAUCAGUCAAGUCAUCCAUACAGUCAAUGCCUAACAGUUCAUACACAACAGUGGCCAUUCAAGGAUCCUCCUCAGUUCCUCAGGCAACUACUACUGUCCCAGCCUCGGUCUACCAGAGGCCCUGUUUGCAACCUGCUGCCCCAAGUCCUCAGUCCAUUUCUGAUGCUUUAAAUAAGCUUGAUGCAGAGCUGCAGGGCCACAUGCAAGCAGAGGAGAGAAGGAGAGAGCAGGAGGAGGAAAGGAAACGGAAUAAAGAGAGACAGGAGGUAGAGAAAAAGCCACACAAUGAAUCUGCCAUCAAGUGUCUAGAACGUUUGCUGUCAGUUACUGCAGCGGAGCCUCCGCCCCCUCUUCUCUCUCCAGCUAAGACACCUUCUUCCAUCUCAUCUCCUAGCCAGAAUUCACCACCCUAUCCCUGGCUGAGUCGAGGUGGAGUGCCCCCACGUCCUCCUGGAACUACAGCAACCCUUAUGGAACGACUACUGCCGCCACCUCUCACCCCUCAGACUGAGUAUGCACGUGAGAAGCAAAGGCAGAGAGAGAAGUGGAAGAGUGGAACAUCCUUCAGUCCUCCAUCAUAUAAUCCAACAUACUCCAAGCCUGGUCUUAUGGGCCCCUUGGUCAACCACACAACACAAUCAAAACCCAACCCAUCCAGAGACCACACCAUACUAAAAGGCUCUCAUAAUGUUGGAAUUAGGGAUGCUAUACCCAACACCCCACCCUUGAGAGAGCCACCUAAACUUUACCAGGCCUUUCCCAAGGAUGCUCACUCUUCUUGCACAACAAUCAGCAUGACUGCAAGCAGCUUUCAAAAACAUAUACCCAGUAAAGGGCUUGGAAGUCUGGGUAGCAGUGCUAGCAGCUGCAGUGGUGACUCUGAUAGUGCCCAGUUUGAGGAGGAACCCUCCGAGCUCUUGCCUGAUGGAUUAGCUAACAUUAUGAAGAUGCUUGAUGAGUCCAUCAAGAAAGAGGAGGAGUUGUAUUCUUGUCAGAGUGAAAAACAGACGGUACCAGAAACUAUAUUUUCUGCAAAUGUGGCUCCAAUGAAGGGUUAUUUAUGUGCUCCAGACCUCAUACCUGCCCUAAAACAAUCUCCAACAGAAGAUUAUCAGCCAGUUGGCCAUACAAGCCCACCUGUGUUAAGUCGGCAAGGUUCAUUGGCGUCUCCUUGCAGCCGCACAUCUUCACUUGAGGAAGAGGAUGAGGUUCUUAAGAUCAUUCCCAAGCCUGCCAAUGUCAUUAGCAUGCAGUCCCAAGAGAGCCUUCUUGCCACAACAGGACCCAACUAUCGCCAUAGUGACUUGGCUAAGCUGUAUGGCCUUCCAGAUGUGGAGAAAAGUGAGGAUGAUGAAGAAGCAGAUCGAGAAGAUGAAACCCCAUCUUGUUCACCACCACCUCAGCGGCCACACCUCCAUCAGACAGGUGUGAACAGCAUGUUUAAAAACCUUGCAUCUGUGCUUGAGAGCCAGAAAUACACCUACCGUGGUGGACCCUUUGGUCGCCCACCUCCCUCUGCUUUUGUGGGAGUUAAGUACUCUUCCUCUCUUUCUCUGGGACCUGACAUUUGCAGGCAACAACAAAGCACUUCCCCAACAUCAGCUAAUCACCCAGGCUUUAGCAGUCCAACCCAAACCUCUGCCAGUAGUAACUCUCGCCCCCUCUCACCUACAGGAUGGGUGUCAGAGAGGAAGAAUGACACUAAGAUUAAUCAGUCAGAUCUUGUGGUCAGUGGUGAUGAGGUAGAAAAGUUAGAAGAACCCCCAGGAGAGAAGGAUUCUGAAUUUAUGACAGAGUUAAUGGAGAUGGAAAGAUUACCAAAAUUGACCACCAUCUCAGAAUCUUCACUAGCGGAACUUGGUCAUAGCUAUGAGGUAAACAAACACACACUCCCUUCUACAGACUGCUCAAAGGCAGAGUUGCACGAGAUUUGCAAACCUGUUAAAGAAAAGGACCGACAUAGAGACCAAGAACGAGAGAGGAAACACAAACAUUUUAGCAGUAGCAAGAAACAUGAGGACAGGAAAGAGAAAAAGAAAAAGCACAGAGAAAAACAAGACAAUAUGUCCCUUUCUUCAUCUUCCUCAUCCUCCAGCUCUAGUCGACGGCACAAGGACGGAAAGUCACAUAAGGAAAAGAAGAGCAGGCAGGUGCUGGGUAACUUGGACCUUCAAAGUAAAGAGUUCAGGGAGAAGGCUCAAGAGCGUGAUGGGGAUAAGAAGAAAAGGAAAGAGGAAUGUAGUCGACCCCAGAGUGAAGGGGAAGAGUGGGCACGGAGUAAGGACAAGAGUAAUAACUCUGGACGUUCCUCCGAAAUCCCAUCAGCUUCAUCAUCAUUAUGUUCUGAUGACUUUCAGAAACUGAAGGCAUUGACAGAUGGGCCACCCAAAGAACUAAAAAUCCGCCUAAUAAAGGUAGAGAGUGGAGACAGGGAAACAUUCAUUGCUUCAGAGGUAGAGGAGAAGAGGAUUCCUCUGGAGGAAAUCACCAUAAAGAACACAGCUAGUGAAAUCAUCAGAGCAUGCAAGGGAGCUCGCAUGAAAGGGAAGUUUAAGGAGUCUUACCUCCUACCUGCCUUCUCUGUGAAACCAAUUAUGACCACUAAGCAGCCCAUCCCUCGAGAGAAACUCAACCCCCCAACACCUAGCAUCUAUUUGGAGAGUAAAAGAGAUGCAUUCUCACCAGUGCUGUUGCAGUUCUGCACAGAUCCUAAGAACCCCAUCACUGUCAUUAGGGGACUUGCUGGCUCCCUAAGACUAAAUCUGGGUCUGUUUUCCACUAAGUCAUUGGUGGAGGCAAAUGGGGAACAUUCAGUGGAAGUGCGGACACAGGUCCAGCAGCCAGCAGAUGAGAACUGGGAUGCUAGUGGUACUGGCCAAACCUGGCCCUGCGAGAGCAGCAGGUCGCAUACAACGAUCUCAAAGUACGCUCAGUACCAGGCCUCCAGCUUCCAGGAGAGCUUACAGGAAGAGAAAGGCAGUGACAAUGAUGACGAUGAAGAUGAGAAACCAGCCACUGACACAGACAAUACAUCCAGUAACUCCCCAGCUCCAGGUUCCAGUUCAGAGCAGAAAGCUGUGGGAAAGAUCAUUAAAUUUGGCACCAACAUCGACCUCUCUGAUCCUAAAAGAUGGAAGCCCCAGCUGCAAGAACUGCAGAAGUUGCCGGCAUUUAUGCGUGUGUCCUCCAGUGGGAAUAUGCUGAGCCAUGUUGGUCAUACAAUUCUGGGCAUGAAUACAGUACAACUUUACAUGAAGGUCCCUGGCUGCCGCACACCAGGACACCAGGAGAACAAUAACUUCUGUUCUGUGAAUAUCAACAUUGGGCCCGGAGAUUGCGAGUGGUUUGCUGUCCAUGAUGACUACUGGCAGGCUAUUAGUGAUUUUUGUGAAAAGCAUGGAGUGGACUACCUUACGGGAUCAUGGUGGCCAGUUCUGGAUGACCUGUACCGCUCUAAUAUACCUGUGUACCGGUUCAUCCAGAGGCCAGGAGACCUGGUAUGGAUCAACGCUGGCACUGUACACUGGGUUCAGGCCGUGGGAUGGUGCAACAACAUAGCUUGGAAUGUGGGGCCUCUCAGUUCAUAUCAGUACCAGUUGGCUUUAGAGAGAUUUGAGUGGAACGAAGUGAAGAAAGUGAAAUCCAUCGUUCCUAUGAUUCAUGUGUCCUGGAAUGUAGCACGCACUGUCAAAGUCACCGACCCAGACACUUACAAGAUGAUCAAACACUGUCUCCUCCAGUCAAUAAAGCACAUUCAGAUCCUGAGGGACCAGCUGGUGGCAGCAGGAAAGAAGAUCUCCUACCAGAGCAGAGUGAAGGAUGAGCCAGCCUACUACUGUAAUGAGUGUGAUGUGGAGGUGUUUGACCUGCUGUUUGUGACCAGUGAGAAUAGCAGUCGGAAGACGUAUGUAGUGCACUGUGAGGACUGUGCACGACAACGCAGCCCUAACCUCUCCAAUGAAGUAGUGCUCGAGCAGUACCGCAUGGAGGAGCUGAUGAACGUGUAUGACUCUUUCAGCCUGGCGAUCACUCCCAGCCCCCGAUGAGGAUGACUGGCCCCUUUCCCUCACACAGCCAUAACCAAAACUCCUGCUCGCAGGACAAGAUCUUAUAUUUUAGUCCAAUUCAGGACUUCAUUUUUCCAAUGGUCAUUUUUUAACUACUACUGCUUAUAUUUGUUGAACAGCCAAUUGAAAACCAGUUUACUCAGCAUCGUUUACAAAACCAAUCAGCCAAUAAGACUCCGGUUUACUUCUGUUUUUCUUGUGAACCAACCUCUGAAUGGCUCUGAGGGACUUCAAAUGGAACGCAGUUGAUGAUCGUCAUGUCUGGCAUGUCCAUUUUGGUUUUUGUUUGUAGUUUUCUUUCAUGUUGCUUUUUUGUUUUGUCUUGAAUACUGAAUUGUGUAAAUGCUCUUUGUACUUUCUGUGGGGUGCUUAUUUGUCUCCAAUAAUUUAAUAUUUUUAAAACUAGAACAGCCUAGAUAUAUACCACAUUGGCCUUGUGACUUGUAUUUAGUGAAGAGAUCAAAUUAAUAAUACUACUAAUACAGCUAUGGACAUUUUUCUAAAGCAUUAAGAAUUAAAAGAAAUACAGCUGUUCAGAAUGCUUCAAAACAUACGGGUUUUAAAGACUUUCAGUUUUAGAUAUGGAAUGUUGUGUUUAUGAUGUCAUCAUUUUGUUUUCCACAAAGAAUAUUCAUCAUCAGGACAAAAAGCAUUUUAGUUUUUUUUAUUUGGGUUUCAUUUUGUGAGACUAUAUUGUUCGGUUCCAUCAGUUUUGUUCAGUGAAUUGUGUGUCACCUCUAUACAGAUCUAUCCUUUUUUUUUUUCUUUUUUUUUUAUAAAUUGUAAAAAAAAUUAUUUAAAAAAUGUCUUCUAUUUAUUGGAUAUAAAAUGUUCUCCCCUGCCUCAAUAUGGUUAUCAGAAAUGUAUUAAGGGUUUCUAUUGUUGUUCUAAUUUCUUUGUAACAUUUUAAGGGGGAGUUAAAGGGUGCUGAUAUAUUUUUGUUGUUAAGUCUUGGAGCUCACCCCUUUAAAUAUCUUUCCUGUAUACACAUAUUAAAUCUCUCAGAACUGACUCCAUGUCCAUUUAGAUUGUUGAGCACAGAAUGGCAGGAUUUGACUAAUAAUUGUCUUUUGACCAAGUUUUAAAAUCGACCUUUUCCCACUAACCUUAACAAGGGACUGAAAUGUGAUCACUGUUAAAUAUUUGUACACCUGUUUACCUUGUCAGUUUUAUUUUGGGAAAUUAAUUCAUAAAUCCAGGGGCCAUGUUCAUAAGAGUUCUCAGAUUAGAAUAGCUCUGAUUAUUUUAUAUUACAUAAAAUGGUGACAUGGACUUAUGUCAGUAAUACUGAGCCUAGAUAAGCAACCUACUCUGUCAUGAAAUCACAUUAUUCAUGUACUGGUGUAGAACUUUUUUUUUGUUUUAAGACAUUUAGUGGUGCUUCUGUCCUGUUGUAAAUGCUGUUCAUUUGAGGACACAUUUGCCAUGCUGACUACAGCAAAUGUAAUUUUUUUAAUAUACACAGUGUGAAAGGGGAUUGAAACGCAUUAUCUUUGAUAUGUAAACUGUAAUUUUUACCGAGCUAUAGAGGCGUUAGCUUAAAAUAAUUCAUGUAUUAUCAGGAAAAGUUUGUUUUGUGAUAUAGAUGGUGCUAAGUUCUUCUUGAGCUACUCUCUUGAUUUUUUUUUAAGAUUUUUUCCUUGUUGCAAUAUACACUUCUUUAUUCUCUUAUUUUUAUUUUUGUGGUUAUUUAAAAUCUGCACUGUUUUGGAAUUCACACACGAAGCAAACUGAGCCAGACAUGUCUUAAACACUUUGUGAAUUUGUGUGACAUUGAUAUGAUUACUCUGAAUAAUAUUAAAUGCUUUUUG
Molecule: messenger RNA, 9085 nt
Organism: Xyrauchen texanus (razorback sucker)
Lineage: Eukaryota; Metazoa; Chordata; Actinopteri; Cypriniformes; Catostomidae
Product: lysine-specific demethylase 6B-like
Exons: 26
Coding region: 1281-7253 (1990 amino acids)
Biological process (GO): heart development; regulation of gene expression
Cellular component (GO): MLL3/4 complex
Molecular function (GO): histone H3K27me2/H3K27me3 demethylase activity; RNA polymerase II cis-regulatory region sequence-specific DNA binding; chromatin DNA binding
Source: RefSeq, a predicted model, not a curated record